This is a messenger RNA of Didymella exigua CBS 183.55, 2316 nucleotides long. Its product is annotated as calmodulin dependent protein kinase. Gene Ontology annotation, molecular function: ATP binding; protein serine/threonine kinase activity. The record is from RefSeq and is a predicted model, not a curated record. Bases 1 to 2316 code for a protein of 771 amino acids. The transcript is spliced from 7 exons. Lineage: Eukaryota; Fungi; Ascomycota; Dothideomycetes; Pleosporales; Didymellaceae. Gene Ontology annotation, biological process: intracellular signal transduction; protein phosphorylation. Gene Ontology annotation, cellular component: cytoplasm.
AUGUCGCAGCCGCCCGAGCACCCCGCAGACCAGACAUCCUCGCCCGCGACGCCCUCGACGCCCGCCGCCGACCACAGCCCCCACCACCACCCCGGCUUCUACACCUCGCGCCCCACCCUCGACGUCCCCGCUGCCGCCGCUGCCGCCGCCGCCGCCGACGCUCGCCCGGCGCCCGUCAAGUACAUGUCCACGCCCGCGUACCAGAGCCCGCUCCGACACCACCGCCGAGCUGCCUCGAGCACAAGACGCGUCAAGGAAACGCUCAAUGCGCGGUCCGAGUACAGCAACAGCGAGGAUGACGGCACCGCCCAGCACCGCAUCAACCAGUACCUGAUCAAGCAGGAGAUUGGCCGCGGCUCGUUCGGCGCCGUCCACCUCGCCGUCGACCAGUACGGCCAGGAGUACGCUGUCAAGGAGUUCUCCAAGUCGCGCCUGCGCAAACGCGCCCAAUCGAACCUGCUCCGCCGGCCCAGCAAUCGCCGACGCGCCCUGCCUGCCGGCAUCGGCUUCAACUCCCCGCUGCACCGACACUCGUCCACCGAGGGCGAGAACAACGCCUUCGAGUUGAUCAAGGAGGAGAUUGCCAUUAUGAAGAAGCUCAACCACCCCAAUCUGGUGUCGCUAAUCGAAGUGCUCGACGACCCGGAGGAAGACUCGCUGUACAUGGUCAUGGAGAUGUGCAAGAAGGGCGUCGUCAUGCAGGUUGGCCUCGAAGAGCGUGCAGAUCCAUACAGUGAAGAGCAGUGCAGAUGCUGGCUGCGAGACAUGAUCCUGGGCCUGGAGUACCUCCACGCGCAGGGCAUUAUCCACCGUGACAUCAAGCCCGACAACUGCCUCAUCACAGAAGACGAUGUGCUCAAGAUUGUCGACUUUGGCGUCUCAGAAAUGUUCGACAAGGACGGCGAGAUGAGGACCGCCAAGUCCGCAGGAUCACCGGCGUUUAUGCCGCCAGAACUCUGCGUUGCGAAACACGGACAUGUCUCUGGCAGAGCGGCCGAUAUCUGGUCCAUGGGCUGCACACUAUACUGUCUGCGCUUCGGCCGCAUCCCCUUUGAGAAGCACGGCAUGAUUGAGUUGUACCAGGCGAUACGGAUGGAUGAGGUCGAGUUCGACAGCGACUGCAACGAGGACCUCAAGGACCUCCUCCGUCGACUGCUUGAGAAAGACCCCAAGAAGCGGAUAAACAUUGAACAGCUCCGAGAACACCCCUGGGUCACACGAAACGGCGCUGAUCCUCUACUCUCCAAGUCCGAAAACGUCGCCAUCAUAAUAGCACCGCCCACCGAUGAGGAAGUCAAUGCUGCCAUUACGGGGAACAUGGGCCAUCUUGUGACGGUGGUUCAAGCAGUGAAGCGAUUCAAACAAUUGCUCUUCAGACGGAGACCAGAGCGCCUGGACGGGAUACUAGGUAGUGCCUCAAGAAUUGUACAGCCUCCACUGUCAAUGAGACCUUCGGCAUUACGGAAGUCGAAAUCGCAAGACACAGACAACCGGCGGCCUGUCGAAGGAGCGCUGGUUACCGAAGGUGUUCAUCGCGACAUCGACACCCACGGCAGCUUCCGUGAAGAGGCUUUCGCGACACAACCGGCUAAGCGUUCGACCAUCACAAGAGCGAAUGCGCCAACCUCGCUGAGCCCAGAUGACGCCAAUGUCAUACACGGCAACAUGUCUCACCGACCUGCUGCCGCACCCUCCGUCACCACACCCAGCACUAUAGCAUCGGGGCCCUCGACGCCGAUCGGUAAAGGCCACGCACACGAUCCUCUCGAAGAUACGCUCUUCCUCAACAUCGGCACCGGCGAAGAGUCCGCAAGCGUAGACACCUUCUUCGUGUCCGAGUCGCCUUCCAAUGUCGACAUCAACGUCUACGAAGCGGCAUAUGAGGAAGAAGUCCAGCGCAUCAUCAAUCAACGUAAAGACCAGCACCGCCACCCAACGCUCUACCUCACCCGCCGCGUCGAGGACAUCAAGCGCAUCCGCGACAGCGACUGCGUGUUCGACGAGGGCAAGGACAUUGGUCGCGGCCUGAAAGGAGGGUUUAAGGAGUUCGUCAAGAAGACCAAGGAAGACAUUGAGGCGCGCGGCGAGCUGCAGAAGCUGCAGGAAGGCAAGGAAGGCAAACUGGGCCGCACGAUGCGCAACGUACGCGAAGCUAAGCGGCUCGUCGAGGAGGCGCGCGAGCGCGUCAAGAUCGAGGACCGCGAGCGCGAGAGAGAGCGGAGCAGGAGCUCCACACCCGUGCCGCGCAACAACAGCUCCGGCAGCGUGCAUACGCGCAUAAGCAGGAGCGGCACGCCGGUUGGUGGCGGCGCGUGA